AUGGGUACAGACAGGCAGGAAGAAAUCGAAUCGCCUUCGAUCGAGGACUUCCUCGACUGCGACCAGUUGGUCUCAGACUCGGAAGGCGACAGCUCCAGCAGCGCAGCCUCCCCCAGGAGGGCACUCCAACGCCUACAGAUCCACGUCGACAUGGCCAGCACCCAGUAUCUCGCGCCUGCGGCGCACCAUUCCGAGCAAGCCCAGAUUGACGGCUUGCCCAUCUGCUCCAGCGGCCCACAGACGGUUGCCUUCUCCUCCACGGACCUCGACCCCUACAGCGCAGUGUCUGGAGUUUCGUCAUUCAACUACCCAGCAGCUGCUGAUCCGAGUCUCCUUACGCCAGUGUCCAGCGCACCAAGCCCGCCUCUGCAGCAGAGGCAAGCGGCAAAGCGGAGCUAUCCCUCGGCCUCGCAAGCACCGACGCCGCCCAACUCGUCCAAGAUGUACUACGACGGUUACGGAAUCAGCUCUGGCCGCCAAAGUCCCUCUCCCAUGACGGUGAACCCGGCAGCCACCGAAGCCGGGCCAUUUGACGUGGCGCCGUACAUGGCUCACUCUCCCCCACUCAGCCACCACCCGUCUUCUCCCAGGAGUGACAUCCCGCCCCCGAUCGACCCGUAUCUCGGCCAUUUCACUGUCUCGGGCGCCAACGACGGUGAAGCAACACAACACACUCUCCACGAGUACCAUCCCUACAGCGUUAAUGUCACUUCACCAGGGCAAUACCUUGCCCAGCAGCAGCAGCAGCAGCACGUCCCGGUUGGCACACCGCACAUGCACCACCGCAUGCCCUCAAACGGGGGAGCAGCAACCGUGCUAGCUCAGUCGCAUCCGCCGCAAUUCAGGCCGCACUCAACCAUCGAGGAUCUGCGGGAUCCCUCCAUUCUCCUCGGAGGCUACGCGCCUCACGGAACUCUCAGCCCCGGCCGGAGACCGCCACCCCGAAAGAGACCGUCGCCGGCAAGGAAAGCUUCGCGGACAGCCAAGACGACACCGCACAUCGCUUCGGAGGCCAAUGGCCAGUUCAAGCAGGAUGGCGAGGUGGAGGAGCUCACCUUGAGGGACGAUGCGCCAGAGGACGACAAACUGCUUUUCCAGCUGCGGAAAAAGUACCUGUCGGAAAAGGGCAAGGGCAUGUGGGAAGAUAUGAAGACCGAGUACCAAAAGCUCGUUCAGGGCAAUUGGGAAAAAGCCGCGCUUCAGAUGAAGGUCACGCGUGCGGUCGCCAAGUAUGGCGUAUGGCCAGAGAAAGAGCUCGAGCGGCUAAAAGAAGCCUACCGCUACAUCGAGGAGAUGCGGUACCAGUUAAUCAUCUCGCACAUGAAGGAGAACGGCGGGUGUCGCGUGUGGGAUUGGAAGCCAGGGCACAUCGAGUUGAUGCUUGUCAAGCUCGGCCUGGAAGAGCCGACCAAGGAUGAGAAGACAGGGGCGAGACGGCGGAGGAAAGCGGCAGCACGGAGGAACGCGAGUCCGCCGCACGGCGCCCAGGCGGCCAUGGGAGAGUGGGGUCACGGCCUCGGGCUGCAGCACUCUGCCUUCCACGGCCACGCACAGUACGUUGCCGCCCAAGCCGCGGCGCGUCACGGCGGCCCGGUCGAUGUCCCGAUGGGCGACCACUUCGCCCCUCCACCCAGCCUGACGCCGGCGCAGGAGGAGCAGCUCGUCAACGAGGUCUUCAACAACGUCAAGUCGGAAAGAAGCCUCAGCCCGGACGAGAGCAUGGACGGGAUUUCGUUCGACAACAACAGCAGCAGCAGCAACAACCACACCAAUAACCCCGGCUCAAGGCGCCUUUCGGCAGCAGCGCCACACGAACUCAAUCACCAUGACGCCGAUCAUGUGGCACGGGAUGCGUGUCAGCAGAUGGUUAGCAGUUCAUACGGCCAGCAAUAA
This is a messenger RNA of Chaetomium strumarium, 1893 nucleotides long. RefSeq lists its product as uncharacterized. Lineage: Eukaryota; Fungi; Ascomycota; Sordariomycetes; Sordariales; Chaetomiaceae. The transcript has 3 exons. The record is from RefSeq and is a predicted model, not a curated record. The coding region runs from base 1 to 1893 and encodes 630 amino acids.